GCAAACCGGCCAAACUGCCUCCCAGCUCUCUACUGAACUCGGCCAGUAAAAGACUUGCUUUCUGAGGGGGGAACCACCAUUUCCCAAAAUGGAAAGGUUCCUGGAUUUGAGCCUUAGCCACUGUUUGGCGACGUUGUUCCUGUCGGCAUACCUGAGCCCCCUGACCUUUGCCCAGCAUGAACACUGGCCAUACGAUCCCCACAAGCAGCAGCAGCCUCCAGCAAACACCCCCAAGAUCCAGCUGCGAUUGGCGGGGCUGAAGAGGAAGCACAACGAAGGCCGGGUGGAGGUCUUCUACAAUUCAGAAUGGGGCACCGUCUGCGACGACGAUUUCUCCCUCCACUCCGCCCACGUGGUCUGUAGGGAGUUGGGCUACAUGGGGGCCAUAUCCUGGGUCCCCGGUUCCAAAUACGGCAAGGGAGACGGAAAAAUCUGGCUGGAUAACGUCUACUGUACGGGCAGUGAGGCGACGUUGGCUGCAUGCAACUCAAACGGCUGGGGCGUGUCCGACUGCAAGCAUACCGAGGAUGUGGGUGUGGUCUGCAACGAAAAGAGGAUCCCCGGCUUCAAAUUUGAUGACUCCCUGCUCAACCAAAUCGAGAAUAUGAACAUCCAAGUGGAAGAUGUCCGGAUACGACCCAUCCUUUCCGCCUUCCGCAAGCGCAUCCCCGUCACAGAGGGUUACGUGGAGGUAAAAGAAAGAGGCUCCUGGAAGCAGAUCUGUGACAAAAACUGGAAAGCGCAAAAUUCCCACGUUAUCUGUGGCAUGUUUGGAUUUCCGGCUGAGAAGAAGUACAACGCCAAAGUCUACAAGAUGACGGCAAGCAGAAGGAAGCACAGGUAUUGGGCUUAUUCAAUGGACUGCACAGGCGUCGAGGCACACGUCUCCAGCUGCAAACUGGGCAACCGCAUCAGCGCGACGCGUGGGAAUGUCACAUGUGAGAAUGGGAUGCCUGUGGUGGUGAGCUGCAGUCCCGGGCGUGCCUUUGCCCCUAGCAGCAACAGCGGCUUCCGCAAGGCUUUCCAGACAGAGCACCCACUGGUGAGGUUAAAGGGCGGAGCCAAGAUCGGGGAAGGUCGCAUUGAGGUGCUGAUGAAUGGGGAAUGGGGAACUGUUUGUGACGACCAAUGGAACCUCAUUUCAGCCAGCGUCGUCUGCCGGGAGCUGGGCUUCGGAAGCGCCAAGGAGGCUAUUUUGGGUGCACGACUUGGGAAAGGAAUGGGCCCCAUUCAUGUCAAUGAAGCAGACUGCACAGGUACUGAAAAAUCCUUCACAGACUGCAAAUUCAGCAAGCAGUUAAGCAGUUGCACCCAUGAAGAAGAUGCAAGUGUGAAAUGUAAUGUUCCAGCUAUGGGUUUCCAAAAUCAGAUAAGGUUAAGUGGAGGCCGCACACCCUACGAAGGCCGGGUGGAAAUCCUCCGGGAGCAUAACGGGACACUCAUAUGGGGGACAAUCUGUAGUGACAAGUGGGGCAUAAUGGAAGCCACAGUGGUUUGUCGCCAGUUGGACCUCGGCUAUGCAGAACAUGCUUUUCAGGAGACCUGGUACUGGUAUGGAGAAGUCAGCCCCAACAAUGUUGUCAUGAGCGGGGUGAAAUGUUCGGGGAUAGAGAUGGCCAUCGCACACUGUUCACACAACCAUCAAGUAUCCUGCCCCAAGGGAGGCGGACGCUAUGCAGCUGGCGUUUCCUGCACAGAGACUGCAGCUGAUCUUGUCCUCAAUGCCAAGGAAGUGGAGUACACCUCAUACCUAGAAGACCGCCCCAUGGUCAUGCUUCAGUGCGCCCUUGAGGAGAACUGCCUCGCCUCCUCAGCCAUCAACACAUCCAUUUCCACAGGAUACAGGAGGCUCCUGCGUUUCUCCUCCCAGAUCCACAACAACGGGCAGGCUGACUUCCGCCCCAGGAGCGGGCGCCAUGCCUGGAUUUGGCAUGACUGUCACAGGCAUUACCACAGCAUGGAGGUGUUCACACAUUACGAUCUGCUAAACCUCAACGGAACCAAAGUAGCUGAAGGACACAAAGCUAGCUUUUGCCUGGAAGAUAGCGAAUGUGUCGAUGGUGUCGAGAAGCAGUAUGGGUGUGCCAAUUUUGGGGAGCAAGGCAUCACCGUCGGAUGCUUUGAUGUCUACCGGCACGAUAUUGAUUGCCAAUGGAUUGACAUUACAGAUCUCAAGCCAGGAGAUUACAUCUUCCAGAUCACUGUCAACCCAAACUUCGAAGUAGCAGAGUCUGAUUAUACCAACAACGUCAUGAAAUGCAAGUGCAAGUAUGAACUCCACCGGGUCUGGAUGUACAACUGCCAUAUAGCCGACUCCAGCAGUGAACCAUGGGAACAGCAGUUUGAAUUCCAUGGACUGAAGGACAACCAGGUGUCUUAACUUCAACCCCACUAUUUAAGGAAGAAGGAACGCCAUUUCCCACAAUUUCCCAAACCACUGCUCAGAAAACAAAAAGCAAUCAAACAACCAUGAAUUUUAACAAUCUGGCUUUGUUAUUUUCAGGGGGGGUGCUCCAUGCCUACUUUACGGUGUUCAGCAGCAGCAGAAAAAGAAAUAGGGUUGGCUCUUAAUUCACAUCCAUUCCAGCAGAAUGAAGGUUUUGCACUAGCCGUAAGACCUCGACGUACGCCCGAACUUAUUCACAAGGAAUUCUUUGCGAGCUUCCGUGCCACCUUUGUUCACCACAACACCCAAGAGGGGGCAGCAGCAGCACCCAGCUGGCAACCUUCCUAAGGAUGUCUGAUGCUGGGGAUUUUUUUUAAGGGAACUCCUUUUAUCGGCCUUCACGUUCUGUCUUGAUAAGAGUUGCAAAUCCGACUCGACGCCACUGAUGCAGAACGGAAGCUUCUCGCGUCAUACGAAGUCUUGAGAACAUGCUAAUUUCCAGUACUGCCACACUCAUCGGUCUUGGCACCAUCCCUUCUCCAAGGGCACCUUUUGACGGAAGGCUUGACACACCACGAUGGGAAAACAUCUAUCAAGCCAUACCCUACAUCUUGCUUUUCGAAGCCACUAGACUGUGAAUUUUUUUCUCUUAAUGUG
Messenger RNA from Elgaria multicarinata webbii, 3043 nucleotides. It is a transcript of the gene LOXL2, whose product is annotated as lysyl oxidase like 2. Gene Ontology annotation, molecular function: copper ion binding; protein-lysine 6-oxidase activity. The record is from RefSeq and is a predicted model, not a curated record. NCBI's taxonomy places the organism in Eukaryota, Metazoa, Chordata, Lepidosauria, Squamata, Anguidae. Gene Ontology annotation, biological process: peptidyl-lysine oxidation; collagen fibril organization. Gene Ontology annotation, cellular component: membrane. Bases 89 to 2380 code for a protein of 763 amino acids. The transcript has 13 exons.